This is a messenger RNA of Procambarus clarkii (red swamp crayfish), 497 nucleotides long. NCBI's taxonomy places the organism in Eukaryota, Metazoa, Arthropoda, Malacostraca, Decapoda, Cambaridae. The record is from RefSeq and is a predicted model, not a curated record.
AUUAAUCGAGACACGCAGAAGUGCGCAUAUAAGGUGAGCUACGUGGAGGUGGGCGGGCAGGGCGUCGACGUGUACAAGCAGCCCGUCACCGACUCCGGCAAGAAUAGCAAGCGUGGCCGUCUCUCCCUCCACCAUCACCACCACGGUCUCUACACCACUCAGCAGGCCGGGAAAGGUGACUCCACUAAGGACCUACUUUUUCCGGUGUUUGAGAACGGAGAACUUUUGAUGGAUUACACACUCCAAGAUAUCCAGGAGAGAGCACAGACCGUGCCCAACGACUUCGACGUUAUCAGGUUCCUGGAGGAGGACAGAGAUUAUUAGAUCGGUGUUUGCAUCAGUGACGAGGGACGCCUUAUAUAAGGCUUCAAGAACUUUGUUGUAUUUAAACAUAUUAUGAGCUACCAAGGGGUUUAGACCUAUUAUGUUCUACCAAGGGGUUUAAAUUUAUUAUGAGCUACCAAGGGGUUUAGACCUAUUAUGUUCUACCAAGGGGU